This is a messenger RNA of Trichosporon asahii var. asahii CBS 2479, 3195 nucleotides long. RefSeq lists its product as uncharacterized. NCBI's taxonomy places the organism in Eukaryota, Fungi, Basidiomycota, Tremellomycetes, Trichosporonales, Trichosporonaceae. The record is from RefSeq and is a predicted model, not a curated record. Gene Ontology annotation, cellular component: endoplasmic reticulum. Gene Ontology annotation, biological process: GPI anchor biosynthetic process; fungal-type cell wall organization. The coding region runs from base 1 to 3195 and encodes 1064 amino acids. The transcript has 4 exons. Gene Ontology annotation, molecular function: catalytic activity.
AUGGUGUCAGCGUCUCAGGACGCCCCCGACAUCUGCGCCCCUGUGCUGCAUGGACCAUGUGCAUGUGGCUCCUGGAAACGCCAUGAGCCAUCUCUCGCUGGCGGCUUGCGGCUUGCAGCCUCUUGCCCGCUGCUGCCUGCGGCUUACCUCCCCCCCUUCGUUCCACACAGCUAUCAAGCUACAGAUGCUGAGCUGACAAACAGUAUCGGCGACCACGCAGCUGCGCGCGCCCCGUUCCAGAUCCUGAUCGCGCUCACUGCGACGCCGCGGUUCAUCUUCCUCGGCCUGCAGUGGCUCGCGCACCGCUACCCGCCCUCUUCCUCCUUCCCCUCUUCCCGCCCCCUGUCGGCUCCCCUCUCCUCGCCCUCCAUCACCUCCACCCACGACACGGAGCACAAGCGCUCCCUCCGCUCCCGCUCCCGACUAACCGUCGAGAAGGGCGAGAAGGGCAGCGACGACGAGCUCGACAGCGACGUCGCCCUCGACCCGCCCACGAACGGCACGGGGCGCAAGAAGGCGCCCUGGUCCUCUGGCUCGGUCGAUGUCGAGGCCUGCCUCGGACUGGCGAGGACGAUCGCGUGCGGAGGAUGGAUGUUCAUCACGAGCCGCGACGAGCACGACCUCCACGAUCUCGCCAUGAUCGUGUACCUCGUCCUCGACGCGCCGUGGAUGUACCUCUCCUGGGCGCACAGUACGGACCCGCGCGCGAAGAAGUGGCGCGCCAUGUGUGCCGCGGCCUUCUUUGGGUGUCUCCCGCCGCUGAUCUACCUCUUUGUGCAGCACAACAUUAAGAAGGUCCCCGGAGCGUACACUUAUUAUGCGUUCUUCGAGUGGUCCCUCGUCAUGUGGGACGUGGCGUUCGACGCGGGAACCGUGUUCGAGGUCGGCAACUUCCAGAUCCGCGUCAUUGACACGAGCCGUCCCGAGAUCGAGGAUGACAAGAAUGGACACGCAAGUCCCGUUGGCAUCUACCUCGCGCCCGUGCCCUCGCGCCCGAUCGUGGAGGAGGACUGGACGGCCAAGCCGUCCCGUCCCUCGCCCAUCCCCCACCCCGGCAUCGCAGCCUACCUCUCGGACAUUUGGUUCGGUAAGCUCGCUCUCUUCCUGCUGGUAGCUAACGACAGCGACGGCGUGGUGGACCGUCUUCACGGGCGUCAGCGUGCAGCUCUUCUACUGGUCCGUGUGGUCUCUGGCGCUGACGGGCUCCGAGCUGGGCAUCACGAUCAACCUCAUCCCGUACCUCUUCAGCAAGCCCGGGUACCGCGCGGCGGUGACGUCCCGCUCCGGUGUAUUCUGGAACCGCACGCUGCUACGCGCACAAGGGGAUCGCCCGAGGCGGGCCAGACGGGGCGGAUGUGGGCCGCUGGCGUCGUGCUGUGCAUGCUGGGCAAGUACCUGUGCUAUUCGAACAAUCCGUUCUGGGCGAUCGUGAACAGCGACAGCGGGGGGUGGAACAAGACGGGUCUCCUCCUCUCCGCGCUGAGCGUGGCGGAACUCUACUUCCGCCCCAACAGCCUCUUCGCUGCCCCGCCCACGACGGCCCCGGGCAAGCGCGACGACAGGCGCAUGGGCACGACGCGCGCGCAGCGCCUCGCAAUCACAUUCGGCCUCGGCGCAUUCAUGCACCUCGCGCAGACCUUCCUCUCGGACAGCGGCACGAUAAUCGCGUGGUCGUGGGACGGCUUCCCGGCAAGAGCGCCGCUGCUGCAUCCCUGGGCCGGCAUCGUGACCGCGCUGUGUGCGCUGGCCAUCCCCCUCUCCCUCUCCAUCCAGAGACUGCUCGACCCCGUCGUGCUCGCGGUCCCGUACCUGGGUGCAUUCUGCCUGUACAUGUUCCCGAACUGGGUCGGGUUCGCGGGCGGCGUCGCGCUCAUGGUGUGGCUGAUUGCCGCCGCGCCGGCGUUCAUCCGCAUCGCGUCGGGCGUGCCGCCAAAGACGACCGGAAACGCAAUGGCGUGGAACUGUUUCCUCGACGUCGCCAGUGUUUUCACAGUAGCAUACGCCUUCGUGCCCUUUGGCUGGGUACUUAGGGAACGCACGGGCUUCAUCCUCCUGCUUUUGCUGGUGCCGCUGCCCUUCGCGCUGCGUGCGGGCCAAGCUCUGAAUCUCCCCGACGAGUCGAGGCUCGCGGCCCGCUCGCGCAAGAGGCUCCAGACCGGCGCAGUUUACACGCGCUACCUCUCCAUCGCUAUUGCGUCUGCCGCCAUCGUGGCGGGCAUUCGGCUGCACGCGCAAUCUGCCGAGGUGACGACGCCGAAGCCGUACUACGGUGACCUGAACGUGUUCACGGGCGGGAUCUACACGGUGCAUUUCGGCAUCGACGAGCCGGGGCGCGACAGCCAGCGCCGCAUCGCGAGCCUGGUCAAGGAUAUGGAGGUGGACGUGCUCGGCAUGCUCGAGACGGACCUGCACCGCUUCGUGUACGGCAACCGCGACCUGACGCGGUACAUCGCGCAGGAGCUCGGAUACUAUGUCGAUCUGGGCCCCGGGCCGAACAAACAUACCUGGGGCGCGUGCCUGCUGAGCAAGUAUCCGAUCAAGAACAGCACGCACCAUUUGUUGCCGAGCCCGCAUGGCGAGCUCGCGCCCGCCAUCCACGCGACGCUUGACAUUAACGGCGUCGACGUCGAUGUCAUCGUGAGCCACAACGGGCAGGAGGAGGACGCGCUCGACCGCGAGCUGCAGACCAAGGAACUCGCCCGAUUACUCCAGCUCAAUCCCCACCGGCCGACCAUGUUCCUAGGCUACCUCGUGACGAAGCUGAAUGCGCCGGCCCCCUGGCCCUAUGCGCUCUUGUUCAACGAGCAGACGCGUCUCUCCGACAUCGAGACGCUGGACAAGUGGAGGUGGUGCGAGUAUCUCGGCUUCCGCGGUCUCUGGCGCGUGGCCUAUGCGCGCCUGCACCACGGCGACGUGACGGACACCGAGCUGCAGGUGGGCAAGUUCAUCCUGCCCCUGCCCAACCAGACGGCCGAGUAUCGCAACGACGAGGAAAAAUACUGGCACAUUGGCGAGAUGGACAUCCCGCCGCCGUGGCGGCUGCCGAGCAAGUUUAGGGAGGACCAGGGCGGACACUUUUACCGCGUCUGGGACGGACCCCUGUAUUACCGACCCCCGCUCGACUCGGGCGUGCUCGACUAUGGACGCGGGGGAGGGCAUAAUGAGUGGCCUCCGCGGACUGACGUGCAGGCGUAG